AUGAAGAGAACCAAGACUCGCUCCGAAGUAACGAUAUCUCCUAAGGGCUCUUACAUUUUCAAAGAGGAUCCAACUGAAUACAUCCCACCGCUUGACGAACUUAUGGUACAUGUAAUGAGCAUAAGGCUUCCAGAUGAGCAUUCAACACGAUUCACUAUAAAAAUAUCUUUCUUCGACCAGCUUUUACUCACAGGAGUUGUACGAUCAAUCGGAGCUAGAGAUGUUGGAAAAGAAAAAGCCUUAAUUACAGGAUCCAUGAAUUAUGAUCCUUCGGACUAUGAGAAAAUGUGUAUGUUUGCCGACUGUCCAUUAGUGGUACAUAUUCAACCAAUAAAAGAAGUGGAACAAACCAGAGCAUCGCAAAGCCUGAUAUCCAAUAAAUCUGGCUCGUUCGAGAAGUCUGUGCCAGAAAUAAGCUGUUGUAAUGUAGAUAUUCUUCCUUUGUUUAUAGAUUUGGACAAAAUGUGUGUUCGAAAACGAAUGGAACCAAUGUUUGAACCAAAAGCCUUAUUGCGAAAAAGUUGGGACAAUUUACCUUUGGUCACUCUGGAGUUGUCUGUGAAAAGAAAUUCGUUGAACGCAAAACACCAUGUCAUGCUAAAGAAAGCAAACUAUAUGAAAUUCACAGUGGUGGCAUCUUACAAUAUGAUUGAACCUUAUAACAACGAAUUUGUCUACACUGCUGCCACGAAAAUGCCUUUAUGUAAUGAAACUAAUACCACAGUCAUGACUUUUGAUCAAGGUUACAGUUUUCCUAAGAAUUUCCGAGAUAAAUGUUUUUAUCCGAAAUGGGAAAAUCUUAGACACAAUGACGAUGCUUUCACCAGAGGAGACGAAAAAGUGCUCUAUGAUCUUGAUCACUUGCAAAAUGAGAACAAUAUUGAUCUACGUUACUACAUGAAUAAUUUUCGACAUUGCUACACAACGGUAUGGGGAUCGUUUCACAGGACCCUAAUCUUGCAGAAAAGUCAAUGGCUUUACGAUCAUUUACGAUCUUACAAAUGGCCUUUCGAAAUUCAUAUGGUUGGAGAACAAAAAAGUCUAGAGUUUAUGGCUCAUUUCAAUCUGUUCAAACUUCUUUAUCCGGGGGAGUCCUAUGUUUGUCUAGCUGUUCCAUUGAAUUGGAUUAAUAGCCAAGCAAUGGCUCAACAGUGUGGCUGUGAAUUAUUACUCUCAUCUGCUGAUAAUGCGCCUUCAACUUCUGGCAGUGGACAAAAACCUACUAGCAAAACCGCAAACAGCAAGGAGUCAGGUGCUUUAAGCACAAGCACUGACACCGAGUCAGUGUUCUUCCGAUCCACAGGAGCUGAUGGUAACACCGCCUUUGUGAUCGUCGAGGUGAAGUUAGCCAGACCACUGAAGAAACCCGCAAUUCCACCAUUCAUUAGCCAUUCGGAAAUAGCAGAGAUGUUGACCGGCGUCGAAGCUGGAGUCAACAGACGCGAGUGCAUUGGCCGUGGUCAGUUGGACCGGGAGUGGCUCUCCACUUUGAAGACUGCUGUGGCAUCCCUUAACAAAGUACCACAUUACGGCAUGACAGAAUUUUGUAAUUUUAAUCGUCAACUAAGUGAAACACGCACUAGAGUUGAACUUUUAACAUCAUUCACAAAUGAUGCCGCUAUGUAUGUUAACAAUAAUUUCGUUGUCCAAGAUUUCCUUCGAUCUGAUGAAAUCUUUGAGGAAAUGCUGCUAAUGUCCCACGCCUGUCUCAUGAGGAUCACCUGUCAAAUGCUGGUGGAAGUAAAUACCCUCACUAUAGACCCAACGCUGAGAGCGGCGAGACAUGCGCGACAAAUGCAAGACGUGGCUCACGCCAAGCUGCUUUACUUGCAGCUAGUUAUAAAGAAAUCCCGCGACGCUGAUUAUUGGCGGGAACUCUCCACUUGCCUCAUGGACAUCAACAGAGACUGGGGCGACGUUUGCCUUACAAAGUCUUUACAGCUCAACUUCAGGCAUCCUAUAACUCUCCUUGCAAAAGGUUGCAUGGUAUACGACUCGGAUCCUGACGCAGCCGAGGUUUUCUUCGGCGCUAUACUAGCGCUGUACCCGUUCUGGACCGCAGGAUGGGUCGUCAUCAGCUCGUACUACUUCGAGCAGCAGCUUUAUUAUAUGGCUGAUGCUAUUAAAGAUAACAUGAAGAAAACCAAGUCUGCAGGGCUGGUUCAGUAUGACCAAAUAGCUCAGCCUCGUUGCUGGGGCCACGAGCUGGGUGACUGGUGGGAAAGUACUCCAUUGCUGCCUGGAAUGAGCGUGUAUUAUGAUGCUGCUGAUCUGCUCUUGAGACUGCGAGCCUUCACGUUGGCAGAUGUAUGCGUGGCAAGAGCGCUGGCAGAAGCUGGUGAAUCCACCGCUUACUACCACUUGGUGACGCUGUGCUGCAGGCUCCGCGGAGACAUUGAUCAAGCUAUUUGCCAUGCGACGAAAGGAUUGGAGAAAUUUGGAGAGAUUGGGUACCUUCGGGCGUUAGAAGCGGAAUGUCUUCAUAAAAACAAUGUAUUCGAACUUGCUGCAGCAUCUUUUGAGAAAUCAGGCUGUAGCGUAGGAGCGUAUAGCACAUUGUUAGGACUACCAACGAAGGAACCUCAGCGCGUACGGUCUACUCUGGUGGAUCUCAUACGCCGCCAACCUAAUGCCUAUGCGUGGAUGGCACUCGCCGAUGAUUGGAUGAAGCGGGCAGCAAUGGGUGAAGGCGGUGACGGGGACGUGACUGACGAGCAGACCUCGGCCAAGGUGUGCGCUGCGGCAUGUGCGGUACAAGCCCUGAAGUGGGACAGACUCGCUGGAAGAGCAUGGGCCUUGCUGUCGGCACUCGUGACGCCAAGCGCGAGACGGAUGUAUUGCAGAGAUAUGGCAAAGAUUUGUGGUUACGAAUUUGACGAUAACAAGAGGAAAUUCAAUUCGCCAUCGGAACAGUCUCUUUGUCACCGCCUCGGUACAGCCCUACGUGAAUGUCGCUGUGUAAAAUGCGACUCCAUCAAACUUUGA
Messenger RNA from Amyelois transitella, 2985 nucleotides. RefSeq lists its product as uncharacterized. Gene Ontology annotation, biological process: cilium movement; cilium assembly. Gene Ontology annotation, molecular function: protein binding. The record is from RefSeq and is a predicted model, not a curated record. Bases 1 to 2985 code for a protein of 994 amino acids. The transcript is spliced from 20 exons. NCBI's taxonomy places the organism in Eukaryota, Metazoa, Arthropoda, Insecta, Lepidoptera, Pyralidae. Gene Ontology annotation, cellular component: motile cilium; extracellular exosome.